UCCCGGCUCAGUAGAAGAAUGAGAAUGAGCCCUCUGUGUAUCUUCAGCCCUCGUGUCCUUCACCCCCGAGGCUCCCACACAGCAGCGGUCACCUUUGUACCACCUUGUCCUCCCCUGGACCAGGAGAAAGUCAAGGAGUUACAGCGAUUCAUCUCCCUUUCCAAGAGACUCCUGGUAAUGACUGGAGCUGGAAUCUCCACCGAGUCAGGCAUCCCAGAUUACAGAUCAGAAAAGGUGGGGCUCUAUGCCCGGACAGACCGCCGCCCCAUCCAACAUGUGGAUUUUGUCCGAAGUGCUAAAAUCCGCCAGCGCUACUGGGCAAGAAAUUUUGUUGGGUGGCCUCAGUUCUCCUCUCACCAGCCUAACGCCGCACAUUUGGCCUUGAGCAGCUGGGAGAGACUUGGAAAACUCUAUUGGUUGGUGACGCAAAAUGUGGAUGCUUUGCAUACCAAGGCAGGGAGUCUGCGUCUGACUGAACUCCAUGGAUGCAUGCAUAGGGUUCUCUGUUUGCAUUGUGGAGAACAGACUCCCCGAGGGGUGCUUCAGGACCGAUUUCAAGCCCUGAACCCCACCUGGGGAGCUGAGGCCCACGGCGUGGCCCCCGAUGGUGACGUCUUUCUGACAGAGGACCAGGUCCAAAGCUUCCGAGUCGCAUCCUGCGCCAAGUGUGGAGGCCCCCUGAAGCCGGAUGUUGUUUUCUUUGGGGACACGGUGAACCACAAUAAGGUGGACUUUGUGCACAUGCGUGUGAAGAGAGCCGAUGCCCUUCUGGUGGUAGGAUCUUCCUUGCAGGUGUACUCUGGCUACAAGUUUAUUCUUGCGGCCCAUGAGAAGAAAUUACCCAUUGCGAUACUGAACAUUGGGCCCACGAGGUCAGACCAACUGGCCUGCCUGAAGUUGGAUUUCCGAUGCGCAGAGAUCCUGCCUUUAAUCGCCCCACACUGACCAGGGCUUAGUGCUCCUAACCCCCAAGGAGGACCUUUACUGGACCUGAGCUGCUAAAGAAAAUGUACUGAGGUGUCCUUCCCACCAAGCUCCUGCCUCCCAGACCUACGUCAAAAUGGCAGGUGCUGUUUCUCAGCCAGUAGAGGGCAACGCAUGACCACAUUCAUCCAUCUCAGCAUCCUGGAUCAGACCCUGGGGGCCAAUAUCCAAUUGUGCUGCUGUAUUCCCUACCAGAGACUUGGAACCUCCAUGUUGUUUGGAAAUUGCCCACCAAAGGAACAUCACUGUGCCCCAGGAGCAGCCCCAUUUAAGGUGGACAACCCUGGUUGCAAACCGUACCUCCUUCUCAGAGCUGACCUUUUCAUUCUGGGUUGGCGAUAGCCCCAGUACAGAGGCCAGUGUGGUCUCCAUGGGGAGUUGAUAGCAUUCUCACUGCCUUUUGAGGAAAAGGUAGGAUAAAACACUAAUUUAGUUUUAUAACCUCAAGUAGUUAAAGCUAUCUUUUAAUUUUACUAUUUCAAUCAGUAAACAUUUUUUAAAAUAUCUUUUAAGAGAGAGAAUGAAUGUAUUUCCCAUGGGCAAGGCAUGUAGUGAUUUAAAUGAAUUUUUAUUUAACAGGGAAGAAUGGGAGAUUCCUUUUCUCCAACAUACCAGGUGCAGAGUAUAUAUGGGGUUGUAUUCUAUUUCAGUCAUUAACAAGAGAAGGAGAGUUUGUGGUGGAAAUCUCCAGAGAUUUCUCUUUAGUCUCAGAGACCAGGGCCAACCACCUGCCUUCAAGGCCAAAUUGGAGAAGGGGAAGGUGAAAUUCCAAUUGUGCACUAACUUUUAUUAUUUCUGCUCAGAAAGCAGUAGGCCUCGUUGGGUUACAGAGACUCAGCAGGUACAGAUCAGACUUUCUAAACAAUCUAAUCAGCAAAGGAAAGAGAAUGAAAGAAUCACAGGCGUCUAAAUGAAAGUCUUCUGUCUGAAAUGAGGCCAGGCAAUAUGAACCUACUGGAUGCAUACCUGGGAAACAAACGUGCCUUUACUGAGAUCACCAGAUUUUCAGAAACAUGCUGAACUUUUUCACCCGAACAGAUGAGUAUAUUCUACAGGCAUCAAAUGAGUAACUCUUCUAGCACCCCAUGUGAAGUGUGGUUGUUGGUAAACCCCAGUGCGGCUGGGCUGAAGCUGGGAAGGAUUAAGGAUACAUUGGACCUGCAAUGAUCAUGCAGUGAGCCCACAACAGCAAAAUAAAAUUAAGGACUCCUGAAUCCCUCUACUGUUCUUGGUACAGAGAACUUUUCCUUCUAGUUCUUUAUCUGCAGAAUAUUAUUUAAAAAAAAAAAAGAAUCCAGUUUCAAUUUCUGAUGCUUGGAAGAAAGAGCCAGGGACUCAUCUUGGAUUGGUCAAAAACUGAAUUUAGUGUAGGGCUGCUCAGAAAACAGUUGCCAAGCAGGCUCAACAUCUUGAGGACUGGCCUUUCGCAUCACAAAAUGCAGAGCCUGAGAACCUUAGGUAUGUUGGUUCUGUUGGGUGUUUUAUUGUAAAAUGAAAUUUUUUAAAAAAAUCUAUUUUUUUGAAUCAACCAAAAUCCACCUUCUUUCCACCUCUCCCCUUCUCCACUGAGAAGAAAAAAA
Molecule: messenger RNA, 2564 nt
Organism: Trichosurus vulpecula (common brushtail)
Lineage: Eukaryota; Metazoa; Chordata; Mammalia; Diprotodontia; Phalangeridae
Gene: SIRT4
Product: sirtuin 4
Exons: 5
Coding region: 19-945 (308 amino acids)
Molecular function (GO): NAD-dependent protein lysine deacetylase activity; NAD+ binding
Source: RefSeq, a predicted model, not a curated record